GAAGAGGAGGGAAAAAUCGUGUAGCACGUCUGAAAGUCCACAGCCAGACUGCAGGUGCUGCUCGCCUAACCUGUGUUCAGAGAAGAAUCUUAAUAGUGAAAAGGUCUUGUUGAAUUGAAGAAGAAUUCAUGUUCAAGAACUGCCCUGGCUUCUCUGGACUCUAUACUUCUCCAAUUGAGGAAGCCCAAGGAGAACUGACAAGUUCAUACAGUUCUAAAACCAUGGCCCAGGUGUACUUGGCUUUCAGGGAUGUGGCCAUAGACCUUUCCCAAGAGGAGUGGGAGUGCCUGGACCCUGUGCAGAGGGACUUGUAUAAGGAUGUGAUGUUGGAGAACUACAGCAACCUGGUGUCACUGGGAUGUGCCAUUCCUAAGCCAGAUGUGAUUACUUUAUUGGAGCAAGAGAAAGAGCCCUGGGUGGUAAUCAGGGAAGGGACAAGGAAUUGGUACCCAGAUUUGGAGGGCAAGUAUGUCACCAAGAAUUUAUUUCCAGAAAAGGAUGUAUAUGAAAUAUAUUUAUCUCAAUUGCAGACAGUGGAAAAAAGUAAAGCUUACAUCCAUGAAGACACCAUUUUCAGAAAUGAUUUGCAGGACAAACAUGAAUUUGAGAGACAAGAGGGACAUCAGAUGGGAUGCGUUAGUGAAAUGAUAAUCCAAAAACCAAUAUCUCUUCCUCUACAUCAGAAAAUUCAUACUAGAGAGAAAUCAUAUGAUUGUAAGGAAUGUAAGAAGGCCUUCAGACAAAAGUCAUACCUUACUCAACAUCUGAGAAUUCACACUGGUGAGAGACCCUAUAAAUGUGUGGAAUGUGGAAAGGCCUUUUGUCGAAUGGGAGAUCUGAGAGUACAUCAGACAAUCCAUGCUGGGGAGAGACCCUAUGAAUGUAAAGAAUGUGGGAAGGCCUUCAGGCUUCAUUAUCACCUUACUGAACAUCAAAGAAUACAUUCUGGUGUAAAACCCUAUGAGUGUAAGGAAUGUGGGAAAGCCUUUAGUCGAGUUAGAGACCUUAGAGUACAUCAGACAAUUCAUGCUGGGGAGAGACCUUAUGAAUGUAAAGAAUGUGGGAAGGCCUUUAGACUUCAUUAUCAGCUUACUGAACAUCGAAGAAUUCAUACUGGUGAGAGGCCUUAUGAAUGCAAGAUUUGUGGAAAAACCUUUAGGGUACAGCGACAUGUUAGUCAACAUCAGAAAGUUCAUACUGGUGUAAAACCCUAUAAAUGUAAUGAAUGUGGAAAGGCCUUUAGUCAUGGCUCGUACCUUGUUCAACAUCAGAAAAUCCAUACCGGUGAGAAACCCUAUGAAUGUAAAGAAUGUGGUAAGUCCUUUACUUUUCAUGCAGAACUUACUCGACAUCAUAGAAUUCAUACUGGUGAGAAGCCCUAUGAAUGUAAAGAAUGUGGAAAAACCUUUUGUCUUCAAACAGAACUUACUCGGCAUCAUAGAACUCAUACUGGUGAGAAACCCUAUGAAUGUAAGGAAUGUGGGAAGGCCUUUAUUUGCGGCUAUCACCUUACUUUACAUCUGAGAACUCAUACCAGUGAGAUUCCCUAUGAAUGUAAGGAAUGUGGGAAAACCUUCAGUAGUCACUAUCAUCUUACUCAACACUACAGAAUUCAUACUGGUGAGAAACCCUACGUAUGUCACGACUGUGGGAAAGCCUUUCGUCUUCAAGCAGAACUUACCCGACAUCACAGAAUUCAUACUUGUGAGAAACCCUAUGAAUGUAAGGAAUGUGGUAAGUCCUUUACUUUUCAUGCAGAACUUACUCGACAUCACAGAAUUCAUACUUGUGAGAAACCCUAUGAAUGUAAGGAAUGUGGGAAGAAACCCUAUAAAUGUAAGGAAUGUGGGAAAGCCUUUAUUCGUAGCAGUCAUCUUACUCAACAUCACAGAAUUCAUACUGGUGAGAAACCCUAUGAAUGUAAGGAAUGUGGGAAGACCUUUAGCCGUCACUAUCAUCUUACUCAACAUCACAGAAUCCAUACUGGUGAGAAACCCUACAUAUGUAACGAAUGUGGGAAUGCUUUUAUUUGUAGUUAUCAAUUGACCUUACAUCAAAGAAUUCACACUGGUGAGAUUCCAUAUGAAUGUAAGGAAUGUGGGAAGACCUUUAGUCGUCGGUAUCAUCUUACUCAACAUUUUAGACUUCAUACUGGCGAGAAACCUUAUGGGUGUAAAGAAUGUGGGAAUGCCUUUCGCCUUCAAGCAGAACUUACUCGACAUCACACAAUUCAUACUGGUGAGAAACCCUAUAAAUGUAAAGAAUGUGGGAAGGCCUUUAGUGUUAAUUCAGAACUUACUCGACAUCACAGAAUUCAUACUGGUGAGAAACCCUAUAAGUGUAAAGAAUGUGGGAAAGCCUUUAUUCGUAGUGAUCAACUCACUUUACAUCAGAGAAAUCAUAUUCACGAGGAAACCCUAUGCGUAAUGUAA
Propithecus coquereli (Coquerel's sifaka) is the source of this 2432-nucleotide messenger RNA. RefSeq names its product zinc finger protein 546 (gene ZNF546). The record is from RefSeq and is a predicted model, not a curated record. Lineage: Eukaryota; Metazoa; Chordata; Mammalia; Primates; Indriidae. The coding region runs from base 129 to 2432 and encodes 767 amino acids. Gene Ontology annotation, molecular function: DNA-binding transcription factor activity, RNA polymerase II-specific; RNA polymerase II cis-regulatory region sequence-specific DNA binding. Gene Ontology annotation, biological process: regulation of transcription by RNA polymerase II. The transcript has 7 exons.